UACCGAGUACCCAGUGAAAACAUUGAUCAAUGCUGAUGUUUGCAAUUUAAAGUAUCAAUAUUUGUUGGUUGUGUUACAUUGGAAAUUUUUUCUAUAAUGGCAACAGAUAAUAACAACUUCACUGUGAUAAACAAUUAUAAUAUAACUCGUGUAAGAUAAAUGCAUAAUUUAUUUCAAUAUCUUCAAUAGGUGUUUCACACUUGCUUCAAGCAAGCUGGGAUAUAACGACACCCGUCGGUGAAAGCUGGAAAUCCUAAUCCAAUUACAUUGAUAUGUUUCGUUCAAAUCAUUUGUGAGCAUCUUAAUGAUAUUUGCCAAUUUUCUAACUAUUAAAUACAAGGUAAUUGCCAAAGACAUUGUCUAACUUAACAUACAGAAUGUUGUCAUCAUCUCGAAUAAUGACGCAGACCAUGAAUGCCAUGAAACGUUUAGCUGUCAGACCAAUGUCUGCAAAUGUAGCGGAUGUUGGCAACUAUAAGUUUGAAACACUAGCUGUAACAUCCCCAAAGGACUUUGUACUUCAUGUGGAAUUGAACAGACCUGACAAGUUGAAUGCAAUGAACAACCAAAUGUGGAGUGAUAUGAUAUCAUGCUUUGAUAUUGCAGCCAAAGACUCCAAUGUAAGAGCCAUUGUGGUAUCGGGAAAAGGGAGAAUGUUUACAGCAGGUCUGGACCUCAUGGCUGCUGCAUCAUCACUUGCCCCAGAUCCAAACAGUGACGUUGCAAGGAAUGCAUUUCGAAUACAUGGUUUUAUCAAGUUCGCUCAAGAAAGUUGCAAUUCUAUUGAACGGUGCCAAAAGCCUGUGAUUGCUGCAGUUCACAAUGGUUGUAUCGGAGUUGGUGUAGAUGCAAUAACAGCAUGUGAUAUCAGACUUCAAACAAAAGAUGCAUAUUACUUAGCCAAAGAGAUUGAUGUUGGUUUGGCCCCUGAUGUUGGAACUUUGCAAAGACUGCCUAAAGUAAUUGGUAAUGACAGUGUUGCAAGAGAACUAUGUUUAACCGCCAGAAAACUAGAAGCGGAUGAAGCCAAACAGAUAGGUUUGGUCAGUCGAGUUUAUGAUGAUAAAGAUUCUAUGAUGGAAGCGGCCAUGGAAUUAGCUUCUCUUAUUGCAACCAAGAGUCCUGUUGCGGUCCAAAGCACCAAAAUACAUAUGAAUUACUCAAGGGAUCACACAACACAGGAGGGGCUGGAUUAUAUGGCAUCAUGGAAUGCAGCUAUGUUGCAGACUGAAGAUAUUACAAAAUCAGCACAAGCAUUUAUGGCAAAGAAAACACCAGCAGAUGUCGAAUACUCAAAAUUAUAAACUUGAUUCGCCUAAUUGUAGUAUGCCUGCAACUGCCUUGUAUGAUUCUCUUGGCAUUUCCAGGUCACAAUGGAUCCAUGUGGUAUUUCUUGGACCAUCUUUAUUGAUUAGUAAUUAAGCACCGAUGAUUUUUCCAAUUAUGCAUUGCUUGUACUGAUGAUGCUAUUUUGACCAGGAUUGUAUUGGUACAGGCUUCUCCAGUUGUUCAUCGAAUGAAGCUUCCCAAUUUUGGCCAUCAUAUUUUUCAAUUGUUAUACUUUUCACUGUGGAGUGAUCUAACGAGUUUGGGUUGACGCCUGCAUGAUAUAAUUUAUUUUCAUAUUAUACAAAUGUUAAAAAUGAAAAAUAAAUUCUUUUCUAAUCAUCUGGA
Styela clava is the source of this 1674-nucleotide messenger RNA. Its product is annotated as delta(3,5)-Delta(2,4)-dienoyl-CoA isomerase, mitochondrial-like. Lineage: Eukaryota; Metazoa; Chordata; Ascidiacea; Stolidobranchia; Styelidae. The record is from RefSeq and is a predicted model, not a curated record. Gene Ontology annotation, cellular component: mitochondrion. Gene Ontology annotation, molecular function: delta(3,5)-delta(2,4)-dienoyl-CoA isomerase activity.